Messenger RNA from Cylicocyclus nassatus, 1601 nucleotides. The record is from the annotation of a GenBank genome assembly. Lineage: Eukaryota; Metazoa; Nematoda; Chromadorea; Rhabditida; Strongylidae.
UUACAGGAUUGCCUGAGACACCGUUUUCUCCGAGCGUCUUACCACUCAUACCUAUCUAACAUCAAUUGAAUUUUUUUCAGCACCAUGCCGCCCACUGGAGAAACAGAGGAGCAGCCGAACGCCACCAUGGAGACGAAAGUCACCGGACAAGGCCAGCCAAAGCGUGUGGGACGCUGGACACUCGCUCAACUCAGGCAAACAGACGGUAUAAUACCAAGCCAAGCAGGAUGGAACAAGGGAGAUUCGCAGAAACUUAUGACCAACUUUGGUACGCCACGAAACACAUCCACCCGUGUCAAAGCCGAAAAUCUGCAGGAAAUUCCCGAAGAAAUUGCCCAGCGAACACACGGUGAGGUACGUCUGCAGUCCGGUACAAACAAAUUCAGUUCGCAACGCGGUAUGACUGGUUUUGGUACUGGACGUGAUGUAUGCCGAGAGGGUAAACACGUGAACACCAAUCCAUCCGAUUUGUCGGAGCUUCCCGAGGAGAAGAUACGUCUUUCUGAUGGUAUUGUACGUCUACAAGCUGGUACUAACAAAUAUGAUUCGCAGAGGGGUAUGACCGGCUUUGGUACUAAUCGUCGUGAAACGACAAAGAUGCUAGAUACUAAGCAUCCAGAAUACGAUCAUGAGCGACCAGACCAGUCUGAAAUUCCUCUUCAGUCGGGUACAAAUAAAUUUGCGUCGCAGAAGGGAAUGACUGGAUUUGGUACAUCUCGUCGUGAAACGACAAAAAUGGUUGAUAGCAAUCAUCCCGAAUACGACCACGAAGCCUCAAUCGAUCAGACGACUAUCCCCAGCCAAAUGGGAUCGAACAAGUACGCUUCACAGAAGGGUAUGACUGGUUUUGGACAGCCACGUUGGGAGGUGCUCGACCCUUCAAUCUCGUGGCAAAACCGCAAGUCUCAAGGUAUGGUGCGUCUGCAGUCUGGUACCAACAGAUUUGCUUCGCAGCAGGGUAUGACUGGAUUCGGCACGGUAAGAAAUACUACCUAUGAGGCCGAAGGUGGUGAGCUUCCAUACGAGGCCAUGAAGAUUUCUGAGACAAUUAUUCCCAGCCAAGCUGGUUGGAACAAAGGAGACUCUCAGAAGAAAAUGACAUCGUUCGGUGCUCCUCGUGAUGUCAAGGGGAAACAUCUAAAAAGAAUCUGGGAACUUGAAUAUCCCGAAGAAGCUGAGGUAUCCCUCGAUCGUCUGUGAAUGUUUCAAGCCGUUCUUGUGGCUAAGUCUGCCAAAAUACACAUACUUUUUCUCAUUUACACACAUGUGCCCUCUCUCCCCACGCAAUCAGUAACAAGAAAGCAAGCCUGCACCAUCACUCCCACGCGACGACCGAAUGUGCCUCGAUUCUAUCAAAUGUUCUGUGCAUAACCCAGUGUUUUGUUUUGUCACUGUCUGUCUCGCUCAUCAAAGCGCAUUUUUCCAUCUGGUCAAUUUCAAUAGUUCCGAUCUGUUGAGAAAUGCGAAUUCCUCUCCUAAAUACAAUUAAACGGUUUCAACAUGUAUGAAUUAAGGAAUGCGAUUGAUGCUGAUGAUGAGCAAAUGAUAACCACUUUGAAGGCAGUUUCCGGACAAGAAGUUGAUUUUAUGAUUUUGUGCUC